Messenger RNA from Sciurus carolinensis (gray squirrel), 1189 nucleotides. RefSeq names its product POP7 homolog, ribonuclease P/MRP subunit (gene Pop7). The transcript has 2 exons. Gene Ontology annotation, cellular component: nucleolar ribonuclease P complex; nucleus; ribonuclease MRP complex. The coding region runs from base 296 to 718 and encodes 140 amino acids. Gene Ontology annotation, molecular function: nucleic acid binding. Gene Ontology annotation, biological process: tRNA 5'-leader removal. The record is from RefSeq and is a predicted model, not a curated record. Lineage: Eukaryota; Metazoa; Chordata; Mammalia; Rodentia; Sciuridae.
CGCUCGGGAAAGGGGCGGGGAGAACGGAGGCCGGGAAGGCGAUUCUCGAGGCGCGGGGCGCGGGGACGCAGUUCGUAACCUUUACUUGAGUGGGGGGUCUGGCGUGCCUUUUGCGCACCCUUUUCCUAGUCCUUCCCUUCCCUUGGGACUGAAGGUCGCGGAUCGCAGCCUGUAUUUGGGCUGCUCAGCGAACUCUUGAGUGAGCUGGCGGAGUGGGCCGCGCCCGGAGGGCACCUUGGAGCGCAGAGGGUAUGCGCCGUGGAAACGGCGAAGGGGGCGGUGGAGGGUGCACAGCAUGGCUGAAAACCGAGAGCCCCGCGGGGCAGUCGACGCUGAGCUGGACCCGGUGGAGUACACCCUUCGGAAAAGGCUUCCCCACCGUCUGCCCCGGAGGCCCAAUGACAUUUAUGUCAACAUGAAGACUGACUUUAAGGCCCAGCUGGCCCGCUGCCAGAAGCUGCUGGACGGAGGGACACGGGGUCAGAAUGCAUGCACUGAGAUCUACAUUCACGGUUUGGGCCUGGCCAUCAACCGCGCCAUCAACAUUGCCCUGCAGCUGCAGGCAGGCAGCUUCGGGUCGUUGCAGGUGGCAGCCAACACCUCCACUGUGGAGCUUGUGGAUGAACUGGAACCAGAAACUGACACAAGAGAGCCACUGACCCGAAUCCGCAACAACUCGGCCAUCCACAUCCGAGUCUUCAGGGUCACACCCAAGUAAUUGAAAUGAAGCUGGCCCCUCUUAUUUAUCUCCCCCUCCCGCCACCACCUCAGGUAGCCCCAGAUGUGGCUGUCUUGACUUGGCUCUGUCACAGAUGACUGCUAGAGCCCUGUAAGAACAGACCUGUGAAGCUGGGUUGGUGGUGCACUUCUAUAAUCCCAGAGACUCAGGAGGCUGAGGCAGGAGGAUGGAAGGUUCAAAGCCAGCCUCAGCAACUUAGUGAGACUCUGUCUCAAAAUUUAAAAAAAGGGCUGGGAAUGUGGCUCAGUGGUUAAGCACCGCUGCUGGGUUGUUCCUGGUGCCAAAAAAAAAAAAAAAAGAAACAGGCCUGGUCCCUCAGCCUAAGGACUCUGAAUUGAGGGCAGGAAGAUGUACUGUCUCUUUUUGGCCUCAAACAGUGGCCCUUUCUUGUCCUAUACAAUAAAAAGUGCAAGUUGUGUUGGUGCCCUGCCACUCAACUGCUACUACUUC